This is a messenger RNA of Folsomia candida, 2742 nucleotides long. RefSeq lists its product as uncharacterized. The record is from RefSeq and is a predicted model, not a curated record. The transcript has 2 exons. Gene Ontology annotation, molecular function: nucleic acid binding. Lineage: Eukaryota; Metazoa; Arthropoda; Collembola; Entomobryomorpha; Isotomidae. Bases 1 to 2742 code for a protein of 913 amino acids. Gene Ontology annotation, biological process: DNA integration.
AUGGUGGGAGUGGCUGAUGAAGACCAGAAGUUUCAAAAGUUUCUUUGGUGGGAGGACAAGAGUAAGAAGACCGUGAAAACUUAUUUACAUAAGAGGGUAGUUUUCGGGUUAAAUUGCAGUCCGUUCAUUUUGGCUGCUGUUUUGGAUCAUCAUCUCGAAUUAAAAGCAAAAGAGGAGAAGAUGAUUUGUGAUUUGUUGAAGAAGUCGCUCUACGUGGACAAUUGCGUCAUGUCGGUGAACUCGUCAGAGGAAUACUUCAUUUUCAAGAACAAAUCGACAGCAAUUUUGGCGGAUGCAAAAAUGGAAUUACGACAAUGGGAGUCCAAUGUGGAAGUCGUCUCUGAAAGUAUGAGAACAAAAGUACUCGGACUCAACUGGGACAAAGAAGAGGACACAUUAUAUUGCCAGUUGCCAACAGAAUUAUCAGUCGAAGUGGUGACAAAGAGAAGUGUUCUUUCUUUGAUUUCCCAGAUAUUUGACCCCAUCGGUUUCACCUGUCCAGCAGUGCUCCAGCCCAAGUUAAUGUUACAGGAUUCAUGGGUGGAGGAAUUGGGAUGGGAUGAAAAGUGGGAUUCACCAAGUUCCGAAAAAUAUCAAAAAUGGAUUUCGGAAGUUAAGGAACUUGGCAAAAUUCACAUCCCCAGUAAAAGCGCAUACGCCGCGGUAGUCUUUGCGAGAGUGGAGAUCAAAGGAAGAGUAUCAGUCCAUCUCGUCGUGGCGAAAUCAAGAUUGGCACCAUUGGAUAAGAAGAAAUCGAGAAAGGUGACCAUUCCGAGGCUAGAGUUACUUGGCUGUCUGAUUGGAUCUCGUCUUACCAAGACCGUUAUAGAUUCUCUGACCCUGGAAGUGAACCAGAUCUUUCUGUGGAGUGACUCGACCACGGCGCUGGCGUGGAUUCGUAGAGCAGAAGAUUGGGGCACGUUCGUAGGAAACAGAUCAAGAGAAAUCAAUUGUCUCACAAAAUCGAAUCAGUGGAGACAUGUGCCAGGCCACAUCAACCCAGCAGAUCUCCCAUCCAGAGGGUGUUCGCCAGCAGAACUAUUGGAGUCAAGAUGGUGGGAGGGACCUAGGUGGUUGUAUGAGAGUUACGAGGCCUGGCCAAGUUGUGAAGAUGAGGAGGUGGACGAACCGGAAGUUGCGGAAGAAAAGAGGAAGACAGAGAUCGUCAUGACCGCAGCAGUGAUCCACCAAGAACCUCGAUUUUCAAAUUAUAUGAAAAAUGUGCGCGUUGCAGCUUGGAUGCGAAGAUUUAUCGACAACACGACGAAGAAAAAAGAAGAUCGACUCAUCAGUUCGUGUUUGAGUUUCAAGGAGAUUAAGGCAGGAGAAAGGGAUCUUAUUUACGCCAUCCAACAAAGUCAUUAUGGUGCCCAACCUGAAGUUAAGAAUUUACAUGUUGAGCUGAAGGAGGACCGACUUUGGCACGUCAGAACAAGGCUGACCUACCGAGAUGACACCGAGCUAUUCAGAAGUCCCAUCCUGAUUCCAAAAGAAGAUCCGAUUACGAAACAACUGAUUGAGUAUGUUCAUCAUGCCCACUGUCACGCCGGUGCUCAAUUUGUUUUAGGCAAAUUACGAGAGAAGUACUGGAUUGUACAAGGUCGAAGGGCAGUGAGCUCAGUGAUCCACAAGUGUGUCACGUGUCGGCGUCACUCUAUGAAAGCGAUGCUGUGUGAACCAGCUCCGUUACCAGUGAGUAGAAUCGACACAAGCUACGCGUUCCAGACGACGGGGGUCGAUUUGGCAGGACCUAUAAUUCUGAAAGGAGGAAAGAAGGCCUGGAUCGUCCUCUACACUUGUGCGGUGUACCGGGGCGUCUAUCUGGACGUGAUAGAGUCACUCAGUUCGGAUGAGUUUCUCGAUUCGUUGGAGAAAUUUGCUUGUGUGAUGGGUCGUCCCAAUCUAAUCAUCAGCGAUAACGGGACGAACUUCGUUGGAGCCAAUAACUUGAUGAAGAAGUUGGAUUGGACUCGCUUAGAGAAGAAUCUGAAUUUGAAGAGGAUUAUGUGGACAUACAAUCCAGCCACUGCAGCGUGGUGGGGUGGAUGGUGGGAGCGUCUUGUGAGGACCGUCAAGGAUUUAUUGAGGAAGAUGAUCGGAUCAGCCAAGUUAACCAUGAAAGAAUUGGAGAAAUGUCUGGCGUCAGUCUCCUACACAAUUAAUAACCGACCGUUGACGACUCUUACGGAAGACUGUGAGGAUUUAAUUCCGCUCACACCUGCUAUGUUCAUGAAGGAUCUACCUAUUUCCGGCUUACCAGAAAGAGAUGAGAUUACAAGUAAGGAUCUCAUUCAUGCUUACCAGAAGAUUGUCAACUUAAAGAAGGCAUUGAGGGACCGGUUUCGAAAGGAGUAUCUUGGCCAGCUUGUGCAAAUGAAGAAUAACAAGAAUUCUCCCAAACCGGAAGUUGGCGACGUCGUUCUUGUGGGAUACGACAAUAAGAAGCGGUUCGAGUGGCCACUAGGGAAGAUUUUGGAAUUGUGUCCGGGGAAAGAUGGAAAAGUUCGGGUAGUGAAGGUGAAGACGGCUACAGGAAUUUUGACUCGUCCCCUUCAGCGACUUUAUCCCUUGGAAAUUCAUAGUCCCAAGUCCGUCAUCGUUCCAGCAAACGUGAUCAAAUUGGCGAAAGCAGCACAUACAAGUCAUGAUCAAUUAGAAGAAAGUGCUGAGACCUGCAACAUUAAAACCCGUUCUGGCAGAAUGGUCAAGAAGCCAAGCAAAUACGGGAAGUGGAAUUAUUAG